GAACAGAACUGAAUACACACAUAUAGUAAGAAAUUCACAGCCUAUAAGAAACAGCACAUACAAAAAUGAAAAAAUCAAAGCAACAUUCUUUCCAAAGACCAGGUUGUGAUAAUGAAGUACAUUUGUUUUAGCCAUGCAAACAUGUUGGACUAUUUAGAACCACUUAGGGCUCCACAGCGAUUACGUUUAGAAGUCAGUUCCUGCAGGUUGUGUGCACAGUGACAAGGCCCAGAGCCAGCUGAUAAAAUGGAGACUUCCUAUCCCACUCAGGACAAGUUCUCGGGUCAUUUGGGUGAACAAGGAGCGUGUGAAACAAAGUCACCGUGGAGAGCAAAAAGACCUGUGUUUCCCUGCAAGGUGUGUCGGUGCACCACACCUGUACAGGCAUGAGGAGGCGGAGCGGAUUACUCAGAACAGGGUGACGUAAUCCUCGACAUGUUUCACAGAGAGCGGCGAGAGAGAGAAACUCUGCAGACUGAAUGGAAACCACAAAGAGACGAAGGAGGAUUUAGAGACUUUUGAAGGAACUAAAUAUGAACCCAGAACCUGGAGCCACGGACGCGGAUUCCUCUGGGGCGACGCCCGUAGGUGUGGAGCCCGUCCAGGGUUGGGACCAUCCGAUCCAGGACCCGGGUCUGGAGCCAGGUCAGGUCUGGGCCCCCAGAGGGAGGCAUCUGAUCUCCGGUCUGCUGGGUCUGAACGUGGUGCUGCUGGGCACGGCCCUGGUGGCCGGCCAGGCCUUCAACCCCGAGGCCCUGAGGCACCAGGAGUCCCAGGUCUUCCUGCUGCUGCUGAUGGGGGUCAGCUUGAUCUGGAUGCUGUGGUACCUGCUGUGGGCCCGGAAACAGGCCGGCAUCAGCCCGCACAAAGACCACCACGCCGGGGGGAUGGUGGUGACGGUGGCCCUGAUGCUGUUCGCCGCCUUCAGCCUGCUGCUGUGCGUCUUCAGGGGGGGCUACCUGAUCAGCACCAGGGGGUGUAAGCCCACUGCUACGGUGCUCUCUCCCUUCAUCGAGGCGCCUUUCCUCGGGCUGCAGUCGUUCUUGCUGUGGUUUCACUCCAAAGACUGCAUCCACAGACACAAGAUCAUCACCAGGUCCGGCUUGAUGCUGAUCCUCUCCGCUGACCUGCUGCUGUGGCUCAACGCCGUGACGGAGGACUCCAUCCACCAGGAGAUCGAGUUGGAGAAACAAGACGGGCUUAGUUUCAGCAACACAACCUCCUCUGAAGCAGAAAACUCGGAUGUAGAAGGGGUCCUGAACUCGACGCUCUGUCCUUGCGCCGCGAGCUCAGCCUGCUACGCCUUCCGGAAGGGCAUCGAGAUCCUCUACCCCUUCAACAUGGAGUUCUACCUGAUGGCCGCCUGCGUUGUCUACGUCAUGUGGAACAACGUUGGGCGCAGCGUGAACCCGGCCCACCCGCACCACGCCGCCCAGAAGCUGACCCUGAAGGUGGUGUACCAGGGCGGCGUCGUCUACGGCCUGGCGUCCGGCGCCCUGGUGCUGGCGGCGGGCGUGGCCGUGUUCGUCCUCUACCAGGUGUGGGUGGGCCAGCAGCGGCUCCGCCCCACCGCCUUCCUCAUCUUCUACGGCUACCACCUGGCCGUCAUGCCCGUCAUGUCGCUGUGCUGCCUGGCGGGGGUGCUGGUCCACCGGCUGGAGAGGAGGGCGGAGGAGGGCGGGCACAACCCCACCCGCAGCCUGGACGUCACGCUGCUGGUGGCGGCGGCCCUGGGCCAGCUCGCCCUGUCCUACUUCUCCCUGGUGGCAGCCCUGGCGGUGGGGACCGACGGGCCAAUCGGGAGCCUCGACCUGUCCUACUCCGUCCUCAGCCUCCUGGAGCUCAUCUUGCAGAACAUCUUCAUCAUCGAGGGCCUCCACAGGCACCCGAGCCCGCUGGCCAAGAAGAAGGGGCGGCGGCGGAGGGACAUGUUCCAGCUUAAGAAGAAGGUUGCAGCGCCAACGAAAGAGGAGAAGACAACGAAUAUUUCACUGCUGGAUGGCGCCGCGCCACAUGCUGCCAUAGAGCAUGAUGGGAAAACCCCUUGGACCAAAAGAGCGAUACAAGAGAUCUGUGCUUUCCUCAUCCUGUCUAACGUCAUGCUGUGGGUCAUCCCCGCCUUCGGAGUCCACCCUCAGUUUGAGAACGGACUCGGGAAGCAGUUCUUCGGCUUCUCGCCGUGGUUCGUUCUGGUGAACUUGGGUCAGCCGCUUGGCGUCUUCUACCGGAUGCACUCGGUGGGAGCUUUGAUGGAGCUGCUGAUCGCUGCGUGAGGCCUGAAAGAUGCUGAAGAUGUCAAGAGAUUCAGGGGGGAAAACAUUUUAGAAACAAUGUGGUUAAUAGAGUAAGAGGAGGAAAGAGGAAGAGGAAAUGACUACUUCUGUGUAGUGACCAGCAGGGGGCGACUCCUCUGCUCCCAUAGACGUCUAUGAGGAAAUGACUACUUCUGUGUAGUGACCAGCAGGGGGCGACUCCUCUGCUUCCAUAGACGUCUAUGAGGAAAUGACUCUACUUCUGUGUAGUGACCAGCAGGGGGCGACUCCUCUGCUUCCAUAGACGUCUAUGAGGAAAUGACUCUACUUCUGUGUAGUGACCAGCAGGGGGCGACUCCUCUGCUCCCAUAGACGUCUAUGAGGAAAUGACUACUUCUGUGUAGUGACCAGCAGGGGGCGACUCCUCUGCUCCCAUAGACGUCUAUGAGGAAAUGACUCUACUUCUGUGUAGUGACCAGCAGGGGGCGACUCCUCUGCUCCCAUAGACGUCUAUGAGGAAAUGACUCUACUUCUCUCUUGAUUUAUUCCCUCAGUAAACAUUGUAAACAUGAGUUUAUGGUCUCAGUCUCUAGUUUCAAGUCUUCAUCAAUGCAGCAUGAUGUUCAUUUAGCGAAUGAUGGUCCAUUUAGAGUCAAACAGACCAUAAAGCAGGGGAUGCUUUAGGGCGGGGCUGAACACUGAUUGACAGGUGCAAGAAAUAUCCGUUUCCUUCUUACAGCUCAACUCUUUCACAUUUUCAGAGUCCCACUAAUUCCAACAUUUUGUUUGCAUUCACAUUUCUUAUUCAGCAUUUAGCUGUAAUUAGAUGUGACCUUUUG
Pungitius pungitius (ninespine stickleback) is the source of this 3091-nucleotide messenger RNA. RefSeq names its product proton channel OTOP3-like. The transcript is spliced from 7 exons. Gene Ontology annotation, biological process: proton transmembrane transport. Gene Ontology annotation, molecular function: proton channel activity. The record is from RefSeq and is a predicted model, not a curated record. The coding region runs from base 534 to 2273 and encodes 579 amino acids. NCBI's taxonomy places the organism in Eukaryota, Metazoa, Chordata, Actinopteri, Perciformes, Gasterosteidae. Gene Ontology annotation, cellular component: membrane.